Chelmon rostratus (copperband butterflyfish) is the source of this 2727-nucleotide messenger RNA. RefSeq names its product N-acetyltransferase 9 (GCN5-related, putative) (gene nat9). The coding region runs from base 90 to 719 and encodes 209 amino acids. Gene Ontology annotation, biological process: protein acetylation. Gene Ontology annotation, molecular function: N-acetyltransferase activity. The transcript is spliced from 6 exons. Lineage: Eukaryota; Metazoa; Chordata; Actinopteri; Chaetodontiformes; Chaetodontidae. The record is from RefSeq and is a predicted model, not a curated record.
UGAGGAGUAGUUGGCAUCAUGGAUGAAAACGUGUAGCUGUGUUAAAAUCAUUAUUAGUAAUACUGGCGGUUUAUAUGUGAUUUAGCAUCAUGAAGGUAAAUGAGAACACUUUACUGGAGGGACACAAAGUCGUGCUGGUCCCUUACAAUGCAGACCACGUGCCCAGGUAUCAUGAGUGGAUGAAGUCUCCUGAGCUGCAGCAGCUGACCGCUUCGGAGCCACUGACCCUGGAACAGGAGUACGACAUGCAGCGGAGCUGGAGGGAAGAUAAUGACAAGUGCACGUUCAUCAUCUUGGACAAGCAGCGGUGGGCAAACACCAGUGUAGAAGAGGAGCAGUGCAUGGUGGGAGAUGUCAACAUCUUUCUUACUGACCCCACAGACCCAUCCUUGGCUGAGUUGGAGGUCAUGAUAGCAGAGCCCAGUCACAGAGGCAAGGGCAUCGGGAAGGAAGUGACACGCAUGAUGAUGUGCUACGGACUCACUAAACUUGGGGUCAGAAAGUUUCAAGCGAAAAUUGGGCUGGAAAACCAGGUCAGCAUUGGCAUGUUCAAGAAACUCGGCUUCCUAGAGGUGUCGGUGUGUAAAGUGUUCAAAGAGGUGACCCUCGAGAUGACGGUUGACGAGUCCGUCCGGACGAAGCUGAUGGGAGAAAUGGCCGACAUGAAGGAGAGGGACUACAGACAGACCUGCAGCAACAGACAGGAACUGGUUUCAUAGUGAGGAGCUGAGCUGCACUCACAGGUCCUGAAGACUUCCUGCUGAGAAGGAGAUCAUUCUGCACACAGAUGAAGGAAAUCUGAAGCUGAAAACUGGUGUGUGGUUUUACACACAUGUGCAGCACACCUUCACACACAGCGUCAUACACUGUUGUCAGUAAUACCAGAAUACCUGUUCAUCUUAUGCUUGCAGAAGCGAGUACAUUUACUCAAGUAUUGAACCUAAGUGCAGUUUUGAGGUACUGGUACUUUCUGUAAGAUCAUUAAGGAGGUUGGGCGUUGAUGUUGAGUGAUCACACUUCCAGUUCGUCCCACAGAUAUCGAUGGGGUUGAGGUCAGGUGCUCUGCAGGCCAGUUAAGUUUGUCGACAAACUCAGAAAGCAGUUUCUUUUAGGACUGUGCUUUGUGUAGAGGUACAUUAUCAAGUUGAAAUAGUAAAAGAUCUUCCUCAAUCUGUUGCCACAAAGUAAAAUUAUUAUUGUAAAUCUUCUGCUAAUACUUGCUUACUUUUACUUUAGUAAAGAAAACCUGAUCGUAAACCUGACUCUAUUAUUUCAGUAUUAUAACUUUUUAGUACUCUAAGUAUUUGAAUUUGUCUUCCACCGCACAGUCACACACAAAAUCCACACAGAACACAUGCACACUUCGGAUAAUGAGCCUUUAAAGGAAUAGUUUGCCAUUUUGGGAAAUGCAGGAAAAGCUUGUGAGGGCUGGGUUGACUCGGCCUCAGUGCUGAUUGCUUUGUGGGUGAGGCGAGUGUUGUAGAUGUCCAGGAGGGAGAGAAGUGAGGCACCAGUGAUCUUUCCAGUGGUAUUCACUGUGUCCUGCUCCUGUACCGCACAGUGAUGCAGCUGGUCAGGAUACUUUCAAUGGUAGAAAGAGCACAUGAUGGGUGCUCUCUUUAAUUUGCAGAGGAAGUAGAGGCGCUGCUGGGCUUUGUUUGCCGGUGAUGCAGUGUUUAUUGUCCAGGAGAGGUCCUCAGUGAUGCACACGAAGAAAUGCGGAGCCGCUCACACUCUCCACAGCAGAACCAUUGAUGGUCAGUGUGCAGUGUUGGUUGUGGGUUCUCCGGAAGGCAGUAACAAUCUCACCACACCACAUAGCAAAUCCGUUCACCUCGUUCCUGUAGUUCGCUCUUUGUUGCUGAUGAGACCCACCACAGCCAUGUCAUCUGCAAAUCUUAUGUAGGUGUAGUUUGGUGCAGUCACGGGUCAGCAGGGUGAAGACCAGGGGACUGAACACCCAUCCUUGUGGGGCCCCUAUACUCAGUGUGUUAUUGCAGACCCCUGCUUGUGAUCUCUCAGUGAGAAAGUCCAGUACAGAGAGGUGUUCAGGCCCAGCAGGUCCAGCUUCCAUAUUAACUGCUGACCACAUUCUCACAUAAGAGCCUCUUGUGUCCGGGUGGGCGAGGGCUGAGUGGAGAGCAGAGGAGGCUGCAUUCAUCGGUGGACCGGGUAGCCCGAUAUGCAAAACUGAAAUGGGUCCAGGGAGGGAGGACGGAUCUUACUUGCUGCAUGUCUAGUCUUUCAAAGCACUUCACGAUGGUGGAGGUCAGUGCAACAGGGCGAUAGUCAUUGAAGCCGGAUGGAUCGAUACCACUCUAAUGUCUGUCCAUUAAAUAUGAAGCUACAACCAGCGUGAAAUUAGCUUAGCACAAAGACUGGAAAAGGUAAAAACAAGGUCAUAACAUAAGGUAACAAACGUCACCUACCAGCAUCAGUAAAGCUCUUUAAUGAACUGUUUGUAUGUUGUUUGUUUAAUCCAUACAAAAACCGGCGCACGAAAGCGACGAGUUUUGGGUUUCUGAGGGUUUAUGCGCCGGACUGUUUCCUGGCUGGGAGCAGUGACUUCCUGGGGUCUUUUCACCUAAAUCAGCAAGAAGGUAAAUAGCUGUAAGUGUUUUUUUCCUCCUGCACACGGCCACACUAAAGUCCACAAGUUUCCAUUUAACUGUUUUUUUAAUGUCCAGUGUUUGUAGCGGUCUCUAAUGCUGAGAGUGAGAAAUGAAA